Molecule: messenger RNA, 1452 nt
Organism: Pistacia vera
Lineage: Eukaryota; Viridiplantae; Streptophyta; Magnoliopsida; Sapindales; Anacardiaceae
Product: tocopherol O-methyltransferase, chloroplastic-like
Exons: 6
Coding region: 146-1198 (350 amino acids)
Biological process (GO): methylation
Molecular function (GO): S-adenosylmethionine-dependent methyltransferase activity
Source: RefSeq, a predicted model, not a curated record
UCCAAUUUCAAAAGCAAACGGCCCAACGCACUGCCCUCAAAGUAAUUGUAUUUAUUUCCCGACCGCUUAUUGAUUCGUCAAAACUCACUACACCUGUAUCCUUCCUCCGUCCACGCAAACAUAAACUUACUCCAUCCAAUAAACCAUGUCCACGUGGCUCCGUUCUUCUCCGCUGCCGUCCCCACUCCUCCCUUCCCGCACGUGCCCAACCACACUUCACCCUCCUCCUCCUCCUCCUACCGCCACGUGGGCGUCACGAGCUGCACUCCAAAUUUCAGUGAGCUUCUCCAGAUUACUGACGCGCGUGACAGCGACGACUACCAGUGACGCACGUGAGUUGCAGCAAGGAAUAGCUGAGUUCUACGACGAGUCGUCUAAGUUAUGGGAAGAUAUAUGGGGCCAUCACAUGCACCACGGAUUUUACGAUCCGGAUUCCACUGUUUCGGUUUCGGAUCACCGGGCCGCCCAGGUCCGGAUGAUCGAGGAGGCGCUCCGGUUCGCCGGCGUUUCGGAAGAUCCAAGCGAAUGGCCAAAGAGUGUAGCUGAUGUUGGGUGUGGGAUUGGGGGCAGUUCUAGAUACUUAGCUAAGAAAUAUGGGGCUAAUUGCAAAGGCAUUACUCUUAGUCCUAUUCAAGCUCAAAGAGGCAAUGAACUUGCUUCUGCUCAAGGCUUAGCUGACAGGGUUUCCUUUCAAGUUGCAGAUGCUUUGGAUCAACCUUUUCCUGAUGGCCAAUUUGAUCUUGUUUGGUCCAUGGAGAGUGGUGAACACAUGCCUGAUAAAACCAAGUUUGUGAACGAGUUGGCUAGAGUUGCAUCACCAGGAGGUAAAAUAAUAAUAGUGACAUGGUGCCACAGGGAUCUUGGGCCUUCUGAGGAGAGUUUGCAGCCAUGGGAGGAAGAACUACUGAAUAAGAUAUGUGAUGCUUAUUAUCUUCCAGCCUGGUGUUCUACUGCUGAUUAUGUCAAGUUGUUAGAAUCUCUUUCUCUCCAGGAUAUAAAAGCAGAAGAUUGGUCUCAGUAUGUUGCCCCAUUCUGGCCAGCUGUGAUACGUUCAGCAUUGACAUGGAAGGGCCUUACUUCACUGUUGCGUAGUGGAUUAAAAACCAUAAAAGGAGCAUUGGCAAUGCCGUUGAUGAUUGAAGGAUACAAGAAGGAUUUAAUAAAGUUUGCAAUUAUCACAUGUCGAAAGCCCGAGUAAGUGAUGAAGGAUGAUGUCAUAUCAUUGAUAGGGGAAUUUAAAAUGUAACAAAAUUAAUAAAAAGGCCAUCUAGGAAUUUCAUAAAUAGUUUUUCCAAACAUAUUUCUUUUACUAUUAUUAUUUUCUCUAUUUCUUUGAGGGAUAGUUUUUCAAUUAAUUUUUGAAUUAUUGACAUCAAAACAAUUUGAAUGUAGAAUAUGAAAAUGCAAUUAACCCUAAGGGGUUAGCUUAGCAGUUAAAGAGGUUUGUUCUCA